CCGUCGAAAGCGCAUGACCCCGCGUAUAUGUCCUUUGGGGACAAAGUGCGAGAUAUUUCGUCGCCGGUCAAUUAAACCCGGUCAAAGACAUCUAACGGCUUUUUUUUUUAUUUCAUUAAUUAUUUUUGAAAAUUGAAAUCAAUUUUUUUUAAUUUAAUAUCAAAAAAAAAUGUUCAUCUGUAUUAAUUGCAAUAACCAUAUUAGUGAUGGAAAUUAUAAAAUCUGCAGUGCAUAUAUAAUAUUGUAGAAAUUUUUUUUUCAUCAGUGCUUUGUUUAAUUUUAUAAAUAAUUUUUCUUAAUUAGUUACAAGAAAUUUUUCUUAGGGGUGUAAUUUUGCUAUUGUUUCUAUUACCGUUUUUUUUAUCAAUUACGUAAAAUUUAAGGAACUUUAACAAAGUUUCUAGUUUUUCGAAAAGUGUAUAAAUAUCUCAUUGUUUGUAUUUGUAAUAUUUAGAGCAAGUUGGUUAUUGCACUUGGCCAAUCGAUCGAUCGUCGAUGGUACCUGUAUAGAAUUUCGAACGUGUAAUUAAACCUGUCCAACGUUGACACCAUUGCGUAUAUAUAUAUAUAGUGUGUGUAGGUGUGUUGAUCACGUUUCAGAAAAUAUAACAAAUAAAUUGUCAUUGAACACUUCCGGGACCAGGGAAAUUUUUCAUUAAUAAAUUACGCUGAAAAGGAUGUAAAAUAUAAAAAUUUCUCAACAAAAUUGAAGGAUUUUUUGUUUUUAAAAUAUAAACUCAGAAAAUGUUUCUAAAAACUGAUUAAAAAAAAUUUUCGUUUCUAUUAAGAGAAAAAAUAAAUAAGAAUUAUUUUUUUUUUUUUUUGUGAUAAAAUUGUGAUGUGAGAAAGGUGAAUCAGUGAACUUGGAAAAUUACUGGAGCUUAAAGAAAAAAAAGAAACGAGUUUAAAGUUGACUUUUGCGGAGUGCAUUUGAAGAAUUUAGAACAAAGGCUGAACAAAAAAAUAAGAGGGAAGCUUAAUUUCGAUCGAUUGAGAUUUUCAUGAGGAUUUUCACCAACUGAUAGAGGAUGACUGACAAUUUCACCUUAAUAAGGCUUCAAAAUCAAGAUUCAUUCUUUCUUUCCCCUAUGCAAAAAUGAAUUAUCAAUUGAUUGCCAACUCAUUGGAGUUGUUAAGAAUCAUGAAAAUGAUCUCAGUAAUUGACCACCCACCAUCGUCAUCACUACCACUUCAAUAUUAUUAUCUUCUUCAAGAAAAACAAGAUUCUACGCGAGAGGAUAAGAAGUUUGGAGAAUAUUCAUAACCACCAAUAUAUACCUCGCUUUACACACCAGGCGUGUUGUGUAUACGAAUACUUGAGAGAAAAUUUGUCGGGAUGAAGGAAAAAUCUUUUCCCAACGCCUUCAUCUUUUUUUUUUUUUUUUUUAAUAUAACCAACUCUUCUCCACGGUUGUUAUAAGCGACAAAAAGGAAAAAGAAUCCAGUGCCGCUUUGGCCUUAAGUCCAAUGUGAGUUAAGUGACUCGUUCUGGAUCCUCUUAAAAUUCUCUCAGAAAAAUCUCCCUAGCCAAGUCUCUUCGACUUUUAAAUUCAUCUCGUUUUGAAGGCAUUAAAAAAAAAUAAAAUAAAAGUGUGCACGAAGAAUGAAAAAGCGAUUAAAAUAAAGCGCAAUACUAACAAUGAGAUCUCUUUUUUUUCCGCCACAAAUAUUUACGCUAAGAGAGAAUGAGAACAGUAAUAAAUAUUUAACAAUUUUCUAGUGAAGUCACGCGAUUUUAGUCAUAUAUAUAUAUAUUUUUUUCCCUCAGCUACAUCCAGACCAAAAACCACAAAUCAACAGUGUCCGUUUAUAAUUUCGACGAAUUAAAAAAAUGUUCUCGUUCCGGAAACGUCUACGCUUUUCAUUCUAAUAAACAUCUCUCGCGUGAAAAAUAAAUAAAAACAAAAAACCAAACAACUAUCCAAAGUGUUGUGGGCAAUUUAUCAAGAAAUCGUAAACAAAGUAAAAAGAAAAAAAUUCAAGAAAAUAAUAGAGAUUCAUCUCUCAUUUUGUAUACAUAAAUGUCUAUCAUUUAUUGUGACAAUUGUAAAACUCUUUUCAUCAUUCAACGAUAUUUUCUGUUUUUCUAAAUGUCAUUGGUUGACAACAAAUGUAAAAAGUGAAAAUAAAAAAAAAAUAGAGAGAAAGAGAGAGAAAGCGGCCACUGGUGAAGGGGCCCUAAAAGAAUGGAGAAAGAUAGUACACGUCAUUAUAGAGCUUACGAGGGCUUGAAGGCCGCUAACAACGGCAACACGUCGUCCUAUAAAACCAAUUCAGAAUCCUCUAAAGCACAGCAAAGCCAAGUAAGAUGUCUGUGCUUUGGAGGCGUUCCUGACAAAGCGAGCCAUCAUUCCUUCCUUAAAGGUUUUAUCAUAAACCUUGGAAUUUGUGCACUUUUAGUUGCAUAUACACUAUUAGGAAGUUUCAUUUUCUUGGCAAUUGAAGGUGGCGUUGAUAGUAUUCAUCAAAGAACACUUGCAACAACCAUUGCCAAUGGUAAUCAAUAUGGAAGAAGAAAUACUACAGCACGAUUACAACAGAUAAAUACUGAAGCGCGAGAGCGUACUGUUGAGAACAUAUGGGAAAUAACAGUGAAUUUGAACAUUCUCUAUCGAGAGAAUUGGACGAGGCUAGCGGCGCAAGAGAUAUCCCGUUUUCAGGAUCAGCUGGUGAAGAGGAUCACCGAGGAAAUGAUAGCAUCGCAAAGCUCUGGGACUCCCACUAAAAUCUCCAACAAUGAUGGAGUCACCGAGCGACGAGUUCCGGAAUACGAGUGGAACUUUGCCAAAGCUUUCCUCUAUUCUCUCACUGUUCUCACAACCAUCGGAUAUGGAAGUAUAGCACCAAGAUCAUCUUGGGCCAAGGUCGCGACAAUGGGUUACGCGAGUUUGGGAAUCCCCUUGACUUUGGUAUACUUAUCAAGUGCUGGUGGUUUAUUAUCACGUUGCGCCCGAGGCGUUUUUACCAGAGCACUAUGCUGUUGCCUUUGCUCCAAUUGUGGCUAUUGCUGUUACGAUGAAAGACGAAUGCAGGAAAAGGAAAGGCGAAUGAGAAAGAAAAGACAACAGGAGGAAAUGGCGCAACAGCAACAGCAAAUGCAAUUACAGGAGCCAUUUUAUGUGAGAGCAAAUGCCUCAACAUAUCCAAAUGUUGAGAUAAAAGCAAGUCCAAAAGAUGAGGUAUCAAGUCUCGGUUCAGGUGAUAGACCAAAUGUUACAAUACUUGCACCAAUUAGCAUAUGUCUUGGUGCAAUGUUGUGCUACAUUAUUGCCGGUGCUUUUGCACUUCAUAAGUUGGAGGGUUGGACUAUUGUUGAUGCAUGCUACUUCUGCUUCAUGAGUUUAAGUACAAUUGGUUUUGGCGACAUGCUACCCGGUUCCUAUCCUCAUUAUAAUAUUCACGAAUCACAGAAUAUAACCAUAUGGUUCUGUUCAUGUUAUAUAAUGUCGGGUAUGGCAUUGACGGCAAUGUGCUUCAAUAUUCUGCAUGAUGAAAUUGUUCAUCGGCUUAAUCAUCAAAACGAUAAACAGGAACAAGUCAAGACCAGUCCAAGUGUCGAUGAAUUAACAUCAACCGAUCCAUUUGCACUUACAUCGUGACAAUUUCCCACAAGUAAUUUAUGCCAUAGAAAUGUUACUGAGGAAAGUUUAAUUUGCGGUGAUCCACCAAUAAGUAUAUUUGCUCAUGAAAAUGAAAUAAAUAUUCUCAAGGAUACAUCGUAUAAUAAUCAAGUUGACGUUACAAGAGAUUGUAAACCAAUUCUUAAACUUGAGGAUCAUAUUAGUCAUUUGCCAGCUGUUUAUACAUUGCCGGAAGUUGAUGAAGAAGCCGAGGAAAAUACCGAAAUGUAAAACUUCAACUGAAAGUAUGUUAAAAAAAAAUAAAUUUUGAAAAAAAAGGCUGGACUGAAAAAAAAUUUAUUUGCCUCAAAUAAUUAUCAAAAAAUUAUUUAUUUUUAUCAAAUAAUUAUUACUGGAGAUAUUUGUUUCAAAUACAGAAAUUAUUGGUACAAAUACAGUUUAUUUAAUUGAAAUAAAAAUUAUUUUCUUGAAAUUAAUAUUUAUUUGAUAAUAUAUUUAUUUGAUCAAAUAAUCGAGUAUUUGAAUCAAAUAAAUUUUUUUUUUGCAAGCCUUUGAGGAUUUCAUGACUCUGAAGAAUGUGAUUCAAUUAUUGUUUAAUUAAUUGUAUUAAUAUUAAUUGUAUCAUAAAUAUUAUUUAUAAUAAACUAUUAUAUGUAAAUAAUUGAAAAUUAAAUGAAAUUUUUAAAAUUUCUAAGUGAAGAAUACACUCACAGAAAAUUAAAAGGCACUAAAAUAAGCUGCAACGCUUAUUAUUUUAAUCCAUUUUGGUAUUAAAAUAAGCAAAAUUGGAUUAAAAUAAUAAGCAUUGCAACUUAUUUUAAUGCCUUUUAAUUUUCUGUGCUAAAAUUUUGUUUAAUAAAAAUUCUUCGGCCAUGAAAUCCUUUUUUUUAGAAAAAAGUCUCAAAAAGGCGUUUUCAGGUGAAGACUUCGUGCCUUCAGGAUGUUGUAAUGAUUGUUGAAAUAAUUUUUUAUAUUGAAGACUUUAUAAAACAAAAACAAAAAAACGAGAGAACGAAAAAAAGGUUUUCUUUUUACAAAUUGUAUAAAUAAUGUUUUGAAUAUAUAUUGAAAAUUUCUGUAUUGAGUCUUCAAUAUUUCUAAAAAAAAAAAAUAUAUAUAUAUAUCAGGAUACAUAUAUGUAUAUAUAAUUCAAAGAAAACAAAAGUUUCUUUACAGAAAAUUAGCUUCAAAAUUAAUAUUCUGUAAAGAAAAACAAUUUAAAUCUAAACGUCUCUGCAAAUAUAAUAUUAAGUUUCUCUUUUUUUUUUAAACGGAUGCUGUAUAUACUUUUUUUUUUUGGAAAACGAUUCAAAUUUUUUCAAACUAUUAAAAAAAACGUAUUUAAAAAAUGCAUAGGUUCAAUUUUCGAAAAUCUAUUUUUGUUUCAUUCGUUCAAAAGAAAAAAUGAAAUAUCAAAAAAAAAAACAAAUGCAACGUCCUGAUGCUGAAAAUUAAAAAAAAAAAUAGUUAUUGUCAUUUCUACGGGCCUAUGUAUUAAAAAGAAGUUUUUUUUAUACUUCCUAAAAAAAAAAAUGGACCCUCGCGAUGUAAAAUACUUUUUAUAUAUAUAUAGUGACUUAUUGAACCUUCAAAAUAGGGGCGUCCGGCCGUUCAAUAUGGAUUAAAAAACUUUUUUCAAAGAAGGGGGCAAAAACACGCACCUAAAGUUUUAAAUCGAAAGUUAGUUUUCAACUGACUUGUGUCCACGAAUCUUUGCGACUGUGUGUCCAAAUGGAAUACACUUGAGCAUCUGUGUGUGAACUUUUUUUUUUUUUUAAAUAAGAAAAUUUCUGAAAAAUCUGUUAGUAGAAAGUAUCGGAAAAGAAAUGAGAAUAAAAUGAAGAGAAAUCUUUUUCGAGAUUCGACGUCCCUUUAUAUAUAUAUAUAGUAUAUAUAUAUAUAUAAAUCAUUACGUCCACGUCCGGACGCAGAAAAAAAAAAUACUAAGGUCGAAUUCUAUGCUCAAGAACAAUAACUAUUAUAUUCUUACGAUUAGUUGUAAUAUUGAUAUAAAUAUUUGUAAGGAAAUUGCGCUUAUUCGAGUGGAGCUGUGCCAGAUUUUUGUUUUUUUCAAAAAAAAAAAUUAUUUAACUAUCAAAAGACUGAUCAAUUAAAAUAUAAUUUAAAAAAUUUCUUUUUUCAAAAAAAAAAAAUAGUUUAAAAUUUUUAUUUUAGUUUUAGUUCAGCUAUAUUUUUAAUAAUUUUUUUUUUUUAAUAGAAUUUAAUUUUAUUCUCGCUAUAAAAAAGGAAAUUCAAAUUUAAAAAUUAGCCACAGCUCUACUCGCGUUGUUUAAUUAUUAAAAUACUCAAGACUGCUAUCCGCAAAAAAAAAAAAACGAUAGCUGUAAAAUGUAUACAAUUUUAAGGUGAAAUCAAUGUGUCAGCAGGUGUGGAAAAAAAAACCUCUAAAUUUCCUUUUUAUGAACGAAAAAGAUUUUCUUUUUUUUUAUGCUGCACAAAAAAAAACGACUGACCACAAGUAUAAAUAAAAAAAAAAAUGCAUUAUAGUCUCCUAGAAAGGCCACUUUCGUUUAUUAACAUAUCAUAUACGAUAGGAUGUGAGAUGUAUAUUAAUUAUUAAAAAAUCGAAAUCAAAAAAAAAAAAAUCCAAAAUUACUCUCAAAUAUAAAAAAUAUAUGACAAUCGUGAUUCUGUAUAAUUAUUAUCACACAAUGAUUGUUGAAAAUUGUUUGUUUUUUCUUGUGGCGCAGAAAAUGGCAGUCAAUAGUCUCCCACUGUUUAAGAAAUAAAAAAAAAAAAUGUAUAAUAAAUAUAUGUCAAAAGUA
Molecule: messenger RNA, 6367 nt
Organism: Leptopilina boulardi
Lineage: Eukaryota; Metazoa; Arthropoda; Insecta; Hymenoptera; Figitidae
Product: TWiK family of potassium channels protein 18-like
Exons: 7
Coding region: 2187-3599 (470 amino acids)
Biological process (GO): potassium ion transmembrane transport; stabilization of membrane potential
Cellular component (GO): membrane
Molecular function (GO): potassium ion leak channel activity
Source: RefSeq, a predicted model, not a curated record